UGGCUAUUUCCGGACAUGCUCGGAGAGUUGAUUGGUGGCGGGGAUGACGCAGGCUGUACGGUGACGUGCAUUGCGGGUGACGGAGCUGCUGGACUCGGAGGUGGCGGAGGCUCCGGGCUGUAGCGGAAUACAGAGCGGCAGGAAUGGGUCAGGAAGCUGGUAAGACUGCCUGGCCUAAACCUUCUGGGGGAUAUCAGACGCUCACGGGACGGAGAUAUGGAAGAAGACAUGCAUAUAUUAGUUUCCGACCCUCUCUAGAGAGUCCUAACAGAUCUUCAGCUCGGCAGAAGAGUGAAGGUGAAGGCCUGGAAUUGGACAGUGUGCAGAAGGAAAACAAUUUAACUUCCAGCGAAAGCCAUGAUUCAUCACUUUCCAGCAUGUGUAGCGCUUUGUCUGAUUUGCAAGAAGAGAGCAAAACACUGAAUACUAAUGCUGGUUUGUCUCUGUUUACUCACUCUGAGGAACAUGCUUUGCCCCCCUUGUCAAUGUCAGAACAUGCUAGGGGCUGGCAGAAAUUAAAUAACAGUGACUGCGAGGAAAGCUCUAAAACUUUAAUGCAUGCUCCAGUGGAGCACCCACAUCACGCUCAUCAAAACGAUGUCUGUUUUGUUACUAUAGACUCUUUUGAGCCAGACAGCAGUGAUGGAGAAGAAAAUGUUAGUCUUUAUGAAGAUGUUUCUUUAAAAACUGAGGCAGAUGGAAACCCGACAGUCAUCAGCAAUGCAAUAUGUGAACUCCAAAAGGAUUCUCCCAAAGAAAAGCUUUCAGACUUCUCCACCAUAAAUCGCACAUGUGUACAGGACAGUUUAUCUCAGGGGCGUAUCACCUCAUUAUCCCAACAUUCGACCCUGGACCUAUACACAACACCAUGGAGUUUUUCUGCUAGCUCUGUAUCAGAGGAUGAAGCUACGGGUGUUGGAAGUGUAGAACUUUAUGAAUCCCAGCAAAACAAAAGUAAAACAGACUUAAUUGGGAAAUAUAGCCUUGGAAUUUGUAAUGAAAACAAUACAGGAGGUGCUAAAACUGACCCAACAAACGAGCCAGUUGUCCGACCUAAAAUUAGAAAAACCUACCCUACAGUUUCUGGAAAGGACCCUCUAAUAACCGAUGAGAAUGGAAAGGAAGCCAGGAGCUCUAGAAGAGAAAAGCGGGAAUUGCAUGCCAAUGUACAAAAAUCUAGCAAAGCUGAAAACUUUAACAGCGCAAAGGAGCCUGGCUCUGUGUGUGCUGAGGGCGCCCAAAAGAAAAUCAAGGGAGCUAGCAGGGAUACUUUAACUCCAACAGACAGUAAACCAUUGGUGGAUGACACAUUUUGGGAUGAUUUUGAAGUCUAUGGCUUGAAGAUGAUGGACUCUGUGAAAGAGGAAGACAGCUCUGAGUGCAGUGAUGGGGAAUGGUCUACCUGUUUACCCUCCUAUUUCUCUGCUGAUAAAGAUCAUUCCUCUAGUGAUGAAAGCUGGGAGACUUUGCCUGGAAAAGAAGAGCAUGACGUACAGAGUAAUAGCAGCAGCUUAGAAGAGGAGAAUUCUGACUUUUGCUUCCAGGUUGAGGAACAAACGUCUUUAGAAGAUGGUGAAAUUCCUUGGUUACACUAUCACGAGGACAUAGAGAGCAGCACAGAUGAAGAAAAUGAAAUUGGAAACAAUUAUUUUCCACCAGGAUUUUUUAUUUUAGAUGGCAAUAAUAAUUUAGAAGAUGAUUCAAGUAUGAGUGAAGAUUUGGAAGUUGAAUGGAGAUUGCUGGAUGACUUUGGUGAAGGUAUUGGUGUAGCACAAGCCAUGUCCUUCAUGGAUCCUCACCUUCUUACAUAUAUGGCUCUUGAAGAGCGUCUUGCACAGGCAAUGGAGACUGCUUUGGCUCACUUGGAAUCAUUGGCUGUAGAUGUGGAACAGGCUCACCCUCCAGCUACCAAAGAAAACAUUGACUGUCUUCCUCAGAUCAUUCUUACAGAUGACCACAUAAUUGCAGGUCAAGAGCAAUGCUGUGCCAUAUGCUGUAGUGAGUAUAUAAAAGAGGAAAUAUUAACAGAACUUCCUUGUCACCACAUCUUCCAUAAGUCUUGUGUUGCACUUUGGCUACAAAAAUCCGGAACAUGUCCUGUGUGCCGUCAUGUCCUCACAUCUGUGCUUCCUGAAACUGUAGCAGCCACUUCCUUUCUGUCUGACCAUGACAGCCCUCCAUCUAUUCACAAUGCAGCAGGGACCAGAUAAAAUUUCAAUGGCGAUUCCAGUUGCUUGUUUUCCUUGUAACAUAUAUGUAAGAAAACAAAAGUGUAACCAUACAUCUGUACACAGUAAUAAAAAAUCUGAUCUGUAUUAGUUUAUAGGAGACUAGAAUAUUUAUAAGCCGUGUUUAGUUUAUGGCAUUAGUUGAGUAUUUUAAACUGAUGCUUAAAAGUAUCUGAAAAGAAUUGCAGCAAAAGAUAUUGUCAUGCAAUGUGCUCUAACUUGUGUUCAGCUUGCCUUUUUUUUGUGGCACAGCAUAUUUUGUUGUGUUUUUUUUUUUUUUUUGUUUUUUUUUUUUUUUUUUGUUUUUUUCCUUCUUAACUGCAAUGCAGUUAGGAGCUUUACAGAAGCUACACAAUCUUGUUUGUUUUAUUUUGAGUUGUUUAUUUUCUUCACAUCGGGUCAAAAACAUCUUGCAGAGCAAUUUGUUCUUGUGCCCUCUAAUGAUGAAAGGUUGCUGCUGUGCCACUGACUUUUGUAACUGAUCAACUGAUCUUUCAUGUUUGCAUCAAAUGUGAAGAUGUUCUUUAAGCAAAACAAUAGUUUAUUCCACUAAAAAUUAAAGUGCAUAAUUAAAACAUUA
Rana temporaria (common frog) is the source of this 2808-nucleotide messenger RNA. RefSeq names its product praja ring finger ubiquitin ligase 2 (gene PJA2). The record is from RefSeq and is a predicted model, not a curated record. Lineage: Eukaryota; Metazoa; Chordata; Amphibia; Anura; Ranidae.